This is a messenger RNA of Pestalotiopsis fici W106-1, 1317 nucleotides long. RefSeq lists its product as uncharacterized. Gene Ontology annotation, molecular function: N-acetylglucosamine-6-phosphate deacetylase activity. Gene Ontology annotation, biological process: N-acetylglucosamine catabolic process. The coding region runs from base 1 to 1317 and encodes 438 amino acids. Lineage: Eukaryota; Fungi; Ascomycota; Sordariomycetes; Amphisphaeriales; Sporocadaceae. The record is from RefSeq and is a predicted model, not a curated record. The transcript is spliced from 2 exons.
AUGCCACACUCUCUCCCAUCAUCGCCCAAGUCGACGCCCCGUAACGGUGGUAAUGGCAUCACCAAGUUUACCAACUGCCGCAUCCUCAAGGGCGACCGGCUCGUCUCGGAGGAUCUCUGGGUGAACUCGGUCACGGGCAAGAUCGUGCGCAGCCAGGCCGCCUUCUAUGACGACUUGAACCUGCCCGAUCAGACCGUGGACCUGGGAGGCCGCAUCAUCUCGCCCGGCUUCAUCGAGUGUCAGCUGAAUGGCGCGUUUGGCUUCAACUUUUCGACGCUGCUGGAGCCUGCAGAGUAUGCCAAGAAAGUAAGGGGUCUCAACAGACAGCUAGUACAGACGGGUGUCACCAGUUAUGUUCCCACUAUCACAUCUCAGACUAGUGAGUUGUAUAAGAGGGCAUUGCCAUUUUUGGCACCAAACGGGCAUGUCCAGGUUGCAGAGGAUGGCGCAGAGUCGCUAGGUGCUCACGUUGAGGGACCCUUUUUAAAUCCAACCAAGAACGGCAUACACAAUGUGGACGUCCUGUUACGGGCAGACUCAUUUGCCGAUCUAGAGGAUUGCUACGGCGCCUCCAACCUCGAGCGGGAUGAGCACGGCAACCCGCCCGUCAUCCGGAUGAUCACGGCGGCCCCCGAGGUUGGCGGCAUGUCCGACCUCAUUGGCAAUCUCACGGACCGGGGUAUCGUCUUUUCCAUCGGCCACUCAGAGGCGACGUACGAGGAAGCCUCCAAGGCGGUGGCCUCUGGGGCUUCCAUGAUCACGCACCUCUUCAACGCCAUGCGCCCGCUGCACCACCGGAACCCGGGCAUCUUUGGCGUUUUGGGCAUCGCCGAGAGCCAGCCGCGCCCCUAUUUCGGCAUCAUCGCCGACGGCGAGCAUCUGCAUCCCACCACGGUCAAGAUCGCCUACAAUGCCCACCCGGACGGCUUCAUCCUCGUCACUGACGCCAUGCACCUCGUCGGACUACCCGACGGUGCCUACUCUUGGACCAACGGAGACUGCACCAACCACAUUGUGAAGAAGGGUCCGUUGCUGUUGUUGGAGGGAUCAGACAAGAUUGCCGGCAGUUCCAUCACCCUGAUAGAGUGCGUCAACAACUUUCUCAGCUGGUCUGGUGAAGAUGUGCCGAGCGCACUCAGGGCAGUAACGUCUACGCCGGCUGCCAUGUUGGGUUUGCUGGGUUCAAAAGGCUGUCUCGAGGAUGGAGCUGAUGCUGACCUGGUGAUUCUGUCUGAGCACCCAGCCAACGGCAAUGGCGGAGUUACACUCAACGUGGACGAAGUAUGGAAGUUUGGUACCAAGGUUUUCAACCAAUAG